Messenger RNA from Bombina bombina (fire-bellied toad), 14129 nucleotides. RefSeq names its product disintegrin and metalloproteinase domain-containing protein 33. Gene Ontology annotation, molecular function: metalloendopeptidase activity. The transcript has 23 exons. Gene Ontology annotation, biological process: proteolysis. NCBI's taxonomy places the organism in Eukaryota, Metazoa, Chordata, Amphibia, Anura, Bombinatoridae. The record is from RefSeq and is a predicted model, not a curated record. Bases 23 to 2785 code for a protein of 920 amino acids.
GAUUGCUACACAGUGAGUGAGGAUGGGUGACCGAGGCUGGAAUAUACAGUGGUCUGGAACAUGUACCUUAUUGCUUGCGCUUCUCACGCUCCCUGCUCCAGCCCCAGUACAUGGGGCCCCCCACGGAGAGGCUGUCACUGCUGUAUGGCUACAGAAUGGGCGGAUCAGGCGGUCACUUGGUCCUCUAGAAAAGGUAACUCCAGCCCGAGGUGAGAUUUUGGUGACAACGAAGGGACAACAGCUGGUUCUGGAAGUGGAGAGAAACCAACACCUGCUGGCACCAGGGUACUCAGAAACACAUUACACAGCAGACGGGAAGAUGGUGACGGUUUCCCCCAAUCACACGGACCACUGUUAUUACCACGGAGAGGUCCGAGGACAUCAGGAAUCCUGGGUCACACUCAGCACUUGUUCAGGAAUCCGUGGUGUGAUUGUCCUGAAUACCAAUGACAGCUACUACCUGACGCCGCUGGCAGUGCCAGGCCACAGAACCCACAUGAUGUACCGCACAGAGCAGCUGAACAUCACCGGAGGGAGCUGUGAGCAUGAGGGGCACUACGCAGGCCGAACGUCUCAUCUCAGUGAGUUUAUCUCACAGGGCGACCAUCACAGGAUGAAGAGGAACGUCUGGGGUGCACAGAAGUACAUGGAGCUGUUCAUUGUGGCUGAUCACACCUUGUAUAUUAAUCAGAAAAUGAAUCUGGGGCUUACAAAGCAGCGUAUCAUGGAUAUCGCAAACUACGUGAGCAAGUUCUACUUGCCAAUGAACAUUAAGGUUGCUCUGAUUGGCCUGGAGGUCUGGACAGACAGAGAUCAUUCUGAAGUGACAUACGAUGCCAACAGAAGUCUCUACUCUUUCCUGGAGUGGCAGCAGAAGCAGAGGUCUAGGAAAAAGCAUGACAAUGCCCAGCUUGUCACGGGGAAGACUUUUAAUGGGCCGACCAUUGGGAUGGCGCCUCUAGAGAGCAUGUGCACAGAUAAAAACUCUGGUGGAAUCAGCAUGGAUCACUCUGAGCCAGCAAUUGGAGCUGCAGCUACGAUGGCUCAUGAACUUGGACACAAUUUAGGCAUGAGCCAUGAUAGUGAUGGCUGCUGUGUGGAAGCCACUGCAGAACAAGGAGGCUGCAUCAUGGCAGCAGCAACAGGGCACCCGUUCCCUCGCAAGUUCAGCUCGUGCAGCAAGCAGCAGCUAAAUCGCUACUUCCAGAAGGGAGGUGGGAUGUGUCUCUUUGAUAUGCCCAAUACUAAAGAUCUGGUCAUGGGAAAGAAAUGUGGGAACGGCUUCCAGGAAGAGGGAGAGGAAUGUGACUGUGGCGAGAUUGAGGAGUGCACCAACCCUUGCUGCAACGCCUCCACCUGCACGUUAAAGCCCGGAGCUCAAUGUGCGCACGGAGAGUGCUGCGAAGACUGUAAGCUAAAAUCAGCCGGCACACUCUGCAGGGAGACCUCAGGAUCUUGUGACCUUCCAGAGUUCUGUAGGGGUGAUGCUCCUCACUGUCCACUCAAUGUGUAUAUGUUGGAUGGUUCCCCGUGUGCUUAUGGGGAAGCUUAUUGCUACAAUGGGAUGUGCCUCUCACAUGAACAGCAGUGUAUUGAUCUCUGGGGAUCAGGUGCCCGCCCAGCCCCUGACAUCUGCUUUCAAGAUGUGAACAAGGCUGGAGACACUUAUGGAAACUGUGGCAAAGAUGCAAACCUGCAAUAUGUGAAAUGCAACCUUCAGGACGCAAAAUGUGGGAAGAUUCAAUGCCAAAGUAGUGCAAGCAAGCCCAAGGGUGCCAACAUGGUUCCCAUGGACACCACAAUCAGGGUGGAUGGCUACGAGGUGAAGUGCCGUGGAACAUUUUCCUACUCUACACAGAAAGAGGAAGGUGACUCCUCAGAUCCUGGGCUGGUGAUGACGGGGACCAAAUGUGGAGACGGUAUGGUUUGCUGGGAACGGAGCUGUCAGAACGCCUCUUUUUUUGAGCUGGACCAGUGUUUUUCUAAGUGUAAUGGGCAUGGGGUCUGUAACAGCAACAGAAAUUGUCACUGUGAAUAUGGCUGGUCUCCUCCUUUCUGUGACACCACCGGUCAAGGGGGCAGUGUGGACAGUGGACCCAUGAUAGACAGUUUCCCUGCAGGCCUUGUCGUAUUCCUUCUACUCUUGUUCAUGGUCUUCUUGCCAGUUGCAACUUUUGUGAUUUAUUAUUGUUCAAGAAAACCGGGUUCAAAUCUGAACAAGUGGCUAAGGAAAAGCCAGGCGAAGUGUGGUAUGUGCAAAGGUAGCCAGCAAAAGAGCAGCAGGGUGCACUCAAACACCAUCUUUACCCUGCGCAGUUUUUCCUCCCCUGCUAGGCCCUCAAACACGCAGAAUGGCUCUAAAACUGUGUUUCAAGGGAAGUCUGGAGGUGUUCAGAAUGGUUCUCAACCAGUCAAUAUUGUACGCCCUCUUCGACCUGCACCCAGCCCAGUGCACCAGCACAGCAAGCAGCUGAAGCCUUCAAGACCUCCUCCACCAGCCAAGAGUACACCACCCAACCCAAAAAAAGUUGGCAACACUUAUGCCAAACUGCUACCUCCCAAGAAACCUCUGCCAUCUUGCCCAGCAGUGACCUCACAGCUCAACCCACCUCGUAAGCCUCUCCCAGGCAACCCUCCACACAAAGAGCCUCUACUUGUAAUGACGCCUGCAACAAACUGCAAGCCGCCUGUAACCAAUGCUGCCACCCAGCUAAAAGGGCCACACAGGCCAAUACCAGGUGGUAAAGUCCAAGCUGCUGCUGCUGCUUUCCUCCAAAAGAAAUAACAGAGGGAAACCUACAUUUAUUUACCAACCAAGACUGAGAAUCAAGAGGAAACACACCCUGUUAUUUGCACUAUAAGGAAUAAAAUGCCAAAAGACAUGACAUUUGCCGGCCUAGAGCACACUGGCAACUACUGGAGCAUCAGUCCUGUGGUGGUGUUGGAUCUCUGCACCAAGGCAGCAGAUACUCUUCCUCUGAAGAUGCUUAGUGCUAGGUCUGGGUCUUUGGAUUAUAUUCUCCUCUCAGUUAUAAUGCGUGUAUACUAGCAUCAGACUUUUGUAUUGCUGGAUACAGCUUAUUUAUUUGCCUUUUACUGGAUUGAACUAUCAAUUGAUGAAAACACAGCCAAAACCUUUCGGCAAUACCAAAUCUUGCUUUGUAGACCAGCCUGACUUAUACUCAUUCACUGCUGUCUUCACGCCAAAGUUACAUACAAAGACCUUAUCUGGAGUGUUUACAUUGCUCAGUUAAUCACAUAAACUUUGUUCCAGAAUGUGGAUGUUUCACUUAUGAGCUGCUAAAUUAUUUUUUGCUAUCUUUGGAAUUACAAAGUUCAGCUGUGAAUAAUCCUCACUGGUUACCAUUCCAAAUUUCUUCUUCUCAAUUUUCUAAGUGUAGUUGGAAACCUCAAUACAUAACCAUUAAUUACUGAAAUUAUAAUAUGCAGUUAACAAAUUGUAAUUUAUCCACCCUAAAACAUGUCUCAUCUUUAAAAGUCCAAUUUGAAAUUCUAUGCCAUGACAAUUUUCAUGGAGUAAAUUACUUCAGAAAGAAGAGCAAAAACAACAACCCUUUGUCAAAGAACCAAUGAGCUGGAAGUGAAAGUUUCUUCUACAUUUCCACAACCAAAGAAGCAAACAAUAUCAACAACAGAAGGAGGUAGUUUGGAACGGACAAUGGUACAAGUGGGGACUAAAUGAUAAAGCAGUAUUUUAAGUUGCCCUAUCAAAUAUAUAUAUGACGAAGGUACAGGUAUAUAUAUUCCUCCAGAACGAGGCACUUAUCUCUAGAAUAUUGGAGUACCCAUAUUUUUUUAUGUAUUUUUCUUAUCAGUAGUAUGUUAUUUUCCCAGAAGCCAUGUGUACUUACCAUAUAUGUUCUACUUUUUUGCACAUGAUGUGAACAUACGUGUGUCACUGUUACAGAGGUAUACGUAGGGAAGAGCCCAACCUCUUUGUACGAGGUCAGAGCUACCUUGUCCUUGGUCUCCUAGCUGAUGGAUUGCCAUGUUUACAAAGACAACAGACCAUCUAGUGCCAGCAGAGGUAGGGGUCUUAUGGUACAAUACCAUGUUAUAAAUAAGGACACUUCUAUACUUUACAAAGUGCAAUAUAUGUAUUUUAGCCCAUGUGGUGCUGCAGAUUCAUGGGCUUGCACUGAACCAGUUACGGGAGACACAUCUUCCACCUACUCAUUGCUCUGUGUACUUUUCAUUUAAAAACCUUUUUUUUUAAAGUAAUUAGCACAACACCUGGGGUUACUCAAGGGUUUAAAACACAAUAACAGCUAUUUAUGAUACCCCUGUGCUGCAUAAAGUCCCACAUUAUAUCAGUUUAUAGUAAUUUUUUGCAAUAAAUGUGAGUAUGGUCCUCAAUGUGCUGGUGGGUCUAAUUGUUAUUUUAUUUCUUGGUGCAUUAACAAUUAAGUUGAGAUUUGUGGCAAAAAUUGAAGUAUUGCAUAGUGAAAGGGUUGUAUCAGAAAAUAUCACCACUAUCUGAUUGCUGAGAUCUAAAAAAAAUGUACUCAAUACAUUAUUAAAAGGACACUAAAGUCAAAGUUAUAAAAAAAAACUUCCAAUUGACUUCCAUUAUGAAAAUGUGCAGUCAUUUUAUUUGCACACUUUCUGAGGCACCAGCUCCCACUAAGCAUGUACAAAAGUUCACAGUAUAUACAUAUAUGCAUUUGUGAUUGGCUGAUGGCUGUCAUAUGAUACAGCUGGUGGGAAAAUGGAAGUAGCUUUACAAUUUAUCAGUCAAAAAACAUAAUUUAUGCUUACCUGAUAAAUGUAUUUCUCUUGUGGUGUAUCCAGUCCACGGAUCAUCCAUUACUUGUGGGAUAUUCUCCUUCCCAACAGGAAGCUGCAAGAGGAUCACCCACAGCAGAGCUGUCUAUAUAGCUCCUCCCCUAACUGCCACCUCCAGUCAUUCGACCGAAGACAAGAAAGAGAAAGGAGAAACCAUAGGGUGCAGUGGUGACUGUAGUUUAAAAAUAAAAUAUACCUGCCUUAAAAUGACAGGGCGGGCCGUGGACUGGAUACACCACAAGAGAAAUAAAUUUAUCAGGUAAGCAUAAAUUAUGUUUUCUCUUGUAAGGUGUAUCCAGUCCACGGAUCAUCCAUUACUUGUGGGAUACCAAUACCAGAGCUAAUGUACACGGAUGAAGGGAGGGACAAGGCAGGAACUUAAACGGAAGGUACCACUGCCUGUAAAACCUUUCUCCCAAAAAUAGCCUCCGAAUAAGCAAAAGUAUCAAAUUUAUAAAACUUUGAAAAAGUAUGAAGCGAAGACCAAGUCGCCGCCUUGCAAAUCUGUUCAACAGAAGCCUCAUUUUUAAAAGCCCAUGUGGAAGCCACAGCUCUAGUAGAAUGAGCUGUAAUCCUUUCAGGAGGCUGCUGACCAACAGUCUCAUAAGCUAAGUGUAUUAUACUUCUUAGCCAAAACGAAAGAGAAGUUGCCGAAGCCUUUUGGCCUCUCCUCUGUCCAGAGUAAACAACAAACAAAGCAGAUGUUUGACGAAAAUCUUUAGUAGAUGGUAAAUAAAACUUUAAAGCACGAACCACGUCAAGAUUGUGUAAUAGACGUUCCUUCUUUGAAGAAGGAUUAGGACACAAUGACGGAACAACAAUCUUCUGAUUAAUAUUCUUAUUAGAUACCACCUUAGGUAAAAACCCAGGUUUGGUACACAAAACUACCUUAUCUGCAUGGAAGAUCAGAUAAGGGGAAUCACAUUGUAAGGCAGAUAACUCGGAAACUCUACGAGCCGAGGAAAUAGCUACCAAAAACAGAACUUUCCAAGAUAAAAGCUUGAUAUCUAUGGAAUGAAGAGGUUCAAACGGAACCCCUUGGAGAACUUUAAGAACCAAAUUUAAACUCCAUGGCGGAGCAACUGGUUUAAACACAGGCUUGAUUCUAACUAAAGCCUGACAAAACGCCUGAACGUCUGGAACAUCCGCCAGACGCUUGUGUAAAAGAAUAGACAGAGCAGAAAUCUGUCCCUUUAAGGAACUAGCUGACAAUCCCUUUUCCAAUCCUUCUUGGAGAAAAGAUAAUAUCCUGGGAAUCCUGACUUUAAUCCAUGAGUAACCCUUGGAUUCACACCAAUAAAGAUAUUUACGCCAUAUCUUAUGAUAGAUUUUCCUGCUUUCGUGCCUGAAUUAAGGUAUCAAUGACUGACUCGGAGAAGCCACGCUUUGAUAAAAUCAAGCGUUCAAUCUCCAGGCAGUCAGUCUCAGAGAAAUUAGAUUUGGAUGGUUGAAAGGACCCUGAAGUAGAAGGUCCUGUCUCAGAGGCAGAGUCCAUGGUGGAAGAGAUGACAUGUCCACCAGAUCUGCAUACCAAGUCCUGCGUGGCCACGCAGGUGCUAUCAAAAUCACUGAUGCUCUCUCCUGCUUGAUUUUGGCAAUCAGACGAGGGAGCAGAGGAAACGGUGGUAACACAUAAGCCAGGUUGAAGGACCAAGGCGCUGCUAGAGCAUCUAUCAGCGUUGCCUUGGGAUCCCUGGACCUGGAUCCGUAACAAGGAAGUUUGGCGUUCUGGCGAGACGCCAUGAGAUCCAGUUCUGGUUCGCCCCAACGUUGAACCAAUUGUGCAAACACCUCCGGAUGGAGUUCCCACUCCCCCGGAUGAAAAGUCUGUCGACUUAGAAAAUCCGUCUCCCAGUUCUCUACACCUGGGAUAUGGAUAGCUGAUAGGUGGCAAGAGUGAAUCUCUGCCCAACGAAUUAUCUUUGAAACUUCCAACAUCGCUAGGGAACUCCUUGUUCCCCCUUGAUGGUUGAUGUAAGCCACAGUUGUGAUGUUGUCCGACUGAAAUCUGAUGAACCUCAUUGUCGCUAGCUGAGGCCAAGCUUGAAGAGCAUUGAAUAUCGCUCUUAGUUUCAGAAUGUUUAUUGGGAGGAGGGUCUCCUCCUGAGUCCACGAUCCCUGAGCCUUCAGGGAGUUCCAGACUGCCCCCCAGCCUAGAAGGCUGGCAUCUGUCGUUACUGGCCUGCGAAAGGUCAUACCUUUGGACAAAUGGACCCGAGAUAGCCACCAGAGAAGAGAAUCUCUGGUCUCUUGAUCCAGAUUUAGUAGAGGAGACAAAUCUGUGUAAUCCCCAUUCCACUGACUGAGCAUGCAGAGUUGCAGUGGUCUGAGAUGUAGGCGGGCAAACGGCACUAUGUCCAUUGCCGCUACCAUUAAGCCGAUUACUUCCAUACACUGAGCCACCGAAGGGCGAGAAGUAGAAUAAAGAACACGGCAAGAAUUUAGAAGUUUUGAUAACCUGGUCUCUGUCAGGUAAAUCCUCAUUUCUACAGAAUCUAUCAGAGUUCCCAUAAAGGAAACUCUUGUGAGAGGGGAUAGAGAACUCUUCUCUUCGUUCACUUUCCACCCGUGCGACCUCAGAAAUGCCAGAACUAUGUCCGUAUGAGACUUGGCAAUUUGGAAAUUUGACGCCUGUAUCAGAAUGUCGUCUAGAUCAGGGGCCACUGCUAUGCCCCGUGGCCUUAGGACCGCCAGAAGGGACCCCAGAACCUUUGUAAAGAUUCUUGGAGCUGUAGCUAACCCAAAGGGAAGAGCUACAAACUGGUAAUGCCUGUCCAGGAAGGCAAACCUGAGAAACCGAUGAUGAUCUUUGUGUAUCGGAAUGUGAAGAUAAGUAUCCUUUAAAUCCACUGUAGUCAUGUAUUGACCCUCCUGGAUCAUAGGAAGGAUGGUACGAAUGGUCUCCAUCUUGAAUGAUGGGACCCUGAGAAAUUUGUUUAGGAUCUUGAGAUCUAAGAUUGGUCUGAAGGUUCCCUCUUUUUUGGGAACCACAAACAGAUUUGAAUAGAAGCCUUGUCCCUGUUCCUCCUUUGGAACUGGGUGGAUCACUCCCAUAACUAGGAGGUCUUGAACACAAUGUAAGAAUGCCUCUCUUUUUAUCUGGUUUGCAGAUAACUGUGAAAGGUGAAAUCUCCCUUUUGGAGGGGAAGCUUUGAAGUCCAGAAGAUAUUCCUGGGAUACAAUUUCCAAUGCCCAGGGAUCCUGGACAUCUCUUGCCCAAGCCUGGGCGAAGAGAGAAAGUCUGCCCCCUACAAGAUCCGUUACCGGAUCGGGGGAUGAUCUUUCAUGCUGUCUUAGAGGCAGCAGCAGGCUUCUUGGCCUGCUUACCUUUGUUCCAGGCCUGGUUAGGUCUCCAGACCGGCUUGGACUGGGCAAAAUGUCCCUCUUGUUUUGUAUUAGAGGAAGUUGAUGCCGCGCUCGUCUUAAAGUUUCGAAAGGCACGAAAAUUUGCCUGUUUAGCCCUUGAUUUAUUAGACCUGUCCUGAGGGAGGGCAUGACCUUUUCCUCCCGUGAUAUCAGAAAUGAUCUCCUUCAAACCAGGCCCGAAUAGGGUCUGCCCCUUGAAGGGAAUAUUAAGAAGCUUAGACUUUGAAGUAACGUCAGCUGACCAUGAUUUAAGCCAUAGCGCCCUACGCGCCUGAAUAGCAAAACCAGAAUUCUUAGCCGUUAGUUUAGUCAAAUGAACAAUGGCAUCAGAAACAAAUGAAUUGGCUAGCUUAAGUGCUCUAAGCUUGUCAAGUAUAUCGUCCAAUGGGGUCUCUACCUGUAAAGCCUCUUCCAGAGACUCAAACCAGAAGGCCGCCACAGCAGUGACUGGGGCAAUGCAUGCAAGAGGCUGUAGAAUAAAACCUUGUUGAAUAAACAUUUUCUUAAGGUAACCCUCUAACUUUUUAUCCAUUGGAUCUAAGAAAGCACAACUGUCCUCGACGGGGAUAGUAGUACGCUUAGCUAGGGUAGAAACUGCUCCCUUCACCUUAGGGACCGUUUGCCAUAAGUCCCGUGUGGCGGCGUCUAUUGGAAACAAUUUCUUAAAAAUAGGAGGUGGAGAGAACGGUACACCUGGUCUAUCCCAUUGCUUAGUAAUAAUUUCUGAAAACCUUUUAGGUAUUGGAAAAACAUCAGAGAAAACAGUCACUGCAAAGUAUUUAUCCAAUCUGCACAAUUUCUCUGGCACUGCAAUGGUGUCGCAGUCAUUCAGAGUAGCUAAAACCUCCCUGAGUAACACGCAGAGGUGUUCAAGCUUAAAUUUAAAUGUUGCCAUAUCAGAAUCAGGUUGAAUCAUCUUCCCUGAGACAGACACAUCACCCACAGAAAGAAGCUCUCCUUCCUCAGCUUCUGCAUAUUGUGAGGGGGUAUCAGACAUAGCUAUUAAAGCGUCAGAGUGCUCUGUAUUUCUUCUAACCCCAGAGCUGUCUCGCUUUUCUCGUAACCCAGGUAGUCUGGAUAAUACCGCUGACAGUGUAUUAUCCAUGACUGCCGCCAUGUCUUGUAAAGUAAACGCCAUGGGCGCGCUAGAUGUACUUGGCGCCUCUUGAGCGUGAGUCCCUUGAGCGGGAGUCAAAGGCUCUGACACGUGGGGCGAGUUAGUCGGCAUAACUUCCCCCUUGUCAGAUUCCUCUGGUGAUAAAUCUUUUAAAGACAGAAUAUGGUCUUUAUAACUUAAAGUGAAAUCAGUACAUUUGGUACACAUUCUAAGAGGGGGUUCCACCAUGGCUUCUAAACAUAAUGAACAAGGAGUUCCCUUUAUGUCAGACAUGUUUAAACAGACUAGCAAUGAGACCAGCAAGCUUGAAAAAGACUUUACAGAAAGUUAACAAGCAAAAAAUAAAAACGGUACUGUGCCUUUAAGAAAAAUAAAAAAGGUCAGAAUUUGAAAAACAGUGAAAAAAAGCAGUAAAUCAAACGAAAAUUUUACAGUGUGUAUAAUAGGCUAAAAGAGCAUUGCAUCCACUUGCAAAUGGAUGAUUAACCCCUUAGUUUCAAAAACGGAUCAAAAAAACGAAAUAGACGUUUUUUAACAGUCACAACAAACUGCCACAGCUCUGCUGUGGCCCUACCUUGCCAUACAAACGACUUUGGAAAGCACCAAAACCCUUCAGAGAGGUCCUAAGCAUUCAGGGAAUACUUUCAAGGAAACUGGAUGUCUCAGUCUGUAAAAGCUAAUGCGCAUUUAGGCGCGAAAUUAGGCCCCUCCCACUCCUGUCUACACAGUGAGAGGCCUAACAAAACUAUCCCUAGGCAAAUUUUAGCCAGCCAUGUGGAAAAACUGGGCCCCAAUAAAGUUUUAUCACCAAACAGCAUAUAAAAAACGUUUAAGCACUCCCAGCAAACGUCUUAUAUUUCAGUAAUUUGAAAAAAUAAUAAGAGUGUUACCUCUAAUAGUAAGCAUGAUACUAGUCGUUAUUAAAUCACUGUAAUCAGGCUUACCUUAAAUAAAUCCGGUAUCAACAGCAUUUUCUAGCAUAUACAUUUCUCUAGAAAAAUUUAGACUGCACAUACCUCAUAGCAGGAUACUCUGCACGCCAUUCCCCAAGCUGAAGUUACCUCUCUCUUCAGUUAUGUGUGAGAACAGCAAUGGAUCUUAGUUACAACCUGCUAAGAUAAUCAGAGACCACAGGCAGACUCUUCUUCUAUUUUCUGCCUGAGACCAAAAUAGUACAACUCCGGUACUAUUUAAAAAUAACAAACUUUUGAAUUGAAGAAAAACAACUAAAUUACACCACAUCUCUCUAACUGCUUCCAUGCUUGUCGAGAGCUGCAAGAGAAUGACUGGAGGUGGCAGUUAGGGGAGGAGCUAUAUAGACAGCUCUGCUGUGGGUGAUCCUCUUGCAGCUUCCUGUUGGGAAGGAGAAUAUCCCACAAGUAAUGGAUGAUCAGUGGACUGGAUACACCUUACAAGAGAAAUCUACUACUUUUUUGAAAUUCAGAGUGUUAUUGCAUUGCAUUUUUAUUAUGCAUUUGUUGACUGUGCGAUUGUAUGGAAUUUAAUGAUCCUUUAAUAGGUUUCCAGGCUAAUUUCCACAUUUGUAAGGUUGACAACAGACAAUACAUCUUAGUUGUUCUUGCCUUGUAGAUGUAGAGCGAGGUCUGUAUAGGGUUGUUAUCAGCCAGGUGCCAUCAUGUCAAUGAAACUGACAAGUAAAUAUUCUGUGAAUGGGGUGUGGUGACCCUUGUCCAGUAGUCUCUUGUCAAUACCUCUCACCAACAGACAAACUCAAUCUUUUUAUAAUAAAAUAAAACACAAAACCAAAUUGUGAGAAAAGACUACAGUAUUUAUUGAACUAUCAGACCAUUAACAAUGCAAGAAAAAGGACUUUGACCUAUGCUCUCUGCACCUAAAUGCUGCCACUAGCCAGUUUAAAGGCUUGUAGGACACAACCAGCAAACACAUAGGCUAAUAAUGAAAGGUGAAUGAUAUUACUUUAAGGUCUGAAUUUGAAACCUAAUUUUUCUGAUCUGCCACCAGUAAAAAUACUAUCCCAGGGAAACCCACUGCAUUCCAACACAAAUGCUUUAACCACACAGUCAAGACAAAAUGUAAUGGAAUUUGUUAAUAAUAGGUUUCUCCCCCAGCACAACCACAUAUCCCCUCCCAUCUUAACACUAUAACCAGUAACAUCAUAUUUUACACAUCCCUCAUAUUACCCCAAAAAUGUCACCCCCACCCUGGAAAGGCCAUAGUCGCCAAAGCUCCUGCUGAGAAAGGGUCUCUUUUCCAAUUAAUUACAACAGCAAACAUUCUCAACACUCCCUUAAAAUUGUAUUAAAACAUUCUGAUCCAAUUUAUACUGACUCUUUUUUAAUACUGUCCGUGAGAUAUUCCCACCUAUAUUUACUGUGUAGCGAGAGUUUACUACUAGCUGAUGGCGUCUUUAAGAUGUCGGUAGUGACCAACAUGAAGGUGUAUUCGCAGGUUAACUAGAAGUCAUUAGUUUUCAUUAAAGUUAUUUGUUUUACAAUUGGCUGCCAUCAGAAAUAUGCUCAUAACACUGGCUGAUUUCUCUUUGUUCAGAGCUCUGUGGCUCUAUACAGGCACUGAUAUAGCUACCAUAAAGCAUGUUUAAUGAAUAUUACUGAAGGGAACACUGUCAUAGUUAUGAAACAGUUUUAAUGAAAGGUGCAGGGUAUAUUAAAAAUAUAAAUGGAUUAUUUCCUAUUUUAUUAUUGAUAAAACUUUCUUUCUGUUAUUUACCAGUCAGGUCCUUGUUAUGGUGCCUUAGAGCUGAAAAAUCCCAGCCGUGAAUAUAUCUGAGACACUUUACUACUGUUCCUAUGUGAAGCCCAAGGACAUGACUUGAAUAUUGUUAAAUAUGUGGUUUAUUAAUUAUAAAAUAGUUAUUGUUGCAAAAAACAAUCUGAAUAAAGGGCCCCCAAAAAAUGAUGGUACCUAAUUACUUGACUUACUAAUCCAAAAUGAUCUCUUCCCUCACCAUAGCUCACAUAAAAUAACCUACAAUAUGAUCAGUAAGGCAGGAGUGGACAAAUCUGUUUAAAAUUUAGUAGCCAGUAAGAAUAUUUAGUAGCCAGACAUACUCUUAGGAGCCAGACAGUGGUAUCUGUAUAUAGAUCUAUGGAGAUUAGCAGAAAAUGUUAGGAGCCAGGAGUAAAAUCAUUGGAGCCAGUGGCUCCCAGGUUUGUAGAGACCUGCAGUAAGUUAUUGCAGAGCUUUAACAGGUAAAGUAGCUUCUUGCAUAGAGCCCACUAGGGUCUAAAUCUGCUUCUGGUUUUCUGCACUGAUUAGUUUUGUCUUUUUAAGAUACAGCAUAUUUGGCAUACAUGGUAUAUAAGAAGAAUGAAACCCAUUUAUAUUUAUGAACAACAAUAAUGAAAACUAUUUCUGCUAUCAUUUUAUAUUUCAAACUCUCACUUAAAAAUUGUGUGUGUAUUGUAUGGUUGGAACGUUUACAUUGAUACAUUUGAGAUUUGUUUACUGAGCUAUAUGACUUUGACAAAUAGACAAUUUUUUUGAGAGUUGUGGGCAUAGCCCAUGAAAUUAACGGUCUCCUGUUGUGUGAAUGAUAAAAGCAACCUGUGAUUAGUGAUGUUUUAGGUUUUGCAUCUGGGUUCAGCAAACAAACAUAAGAAAAAAGUAUGAUUUUAUAAGCAAUUGUUUGGUCAUGCAAUGUUGAAUUGAUCCUCCAUAUUUAAUGACACGGACAAUAAUGUUGUAAAAUUCUUUUGAUAACAUGUUCCACUCAAGCUCAAUUCCCCUUCAAAGCGCCUUGUAUAUUUUUUUCCAAAGUUUUAAAAUUUAUAGCCAUUCCAGUGCAUUUGAAGACCCCGCAUUAACUUAUUACACGUUUUCAAUUAAUUACUGGCAUAGCAACUGCUUUUAUCCUAGAGCUGGCAAACCUGUGAUCAAGGUGGCACUCAAACAAAUAUGCUGCCAUCUAACCACAUGGUUACCACCAUACAGCUUGGUUUCAUUGGCUACAAUUGAAGCACAAUUAUUUUUCUUAUGAAUAUAUCUUGUGUAUAUAAGCAAUUACGCCGUCAUUGUUGCAAUAUUUUAGGGUUUUAAAGAAACAACAACUUUGUUUCUUUAAUCCACGUAAAUGAAAAAAAAAAAAGAUACAUUAGAAUAAAACCAAUUUGGUGACAUUCUUAGGAAGGUUUGCCUGUUUUGUGCACAAACUGGAUAAUAUACAAUGGUUUUGCAUGGGAAUAGAUGUGUUGGAACUGGAGAGGCCAAAUGUAAACAUCUUCUGUUGCACAUGUUGCAAUCUCACCAAUAGCACAUCAUGCUGUUAUCUACUAUCAAAUGGCCAGGACAUAUACUUCUUGACUGCCAUAGUGAGCUGCUAAUUGCACAACCAAUGAGUAAAAAGGACAUAAACACUAAAUACAUUUUAAUAGCAUAGUAUUGAGGUUAUUCCCCAGCAACCACUAGUCAUGGGUGCCGCCAUGUUGAAAUCUAGAUCUCACAACAUCCCAUUGUUGACCUCUCUGCACAUGUGCAGCAACUCUCCUUCAGAUACUUGCAAUGUAACAGCACCCAUGAUAAGAGGGAGGUGCUUGAUAUGUAUUUAGUGUAUCUAGAUUUCUCAUUUUAAAAAGGGCACAGUUACAGUGCAGUCACUUGCACGUCAGUUUUAUUUCCAGCCUUAUUAAGGAGACCCCAGCCUGUCCCUACAGGACGGACUGUCAGACACAUACACAUUUACAGGGUGCUGGCAGACCCCAAGGGACUUUCCUUUAUCUGGUCUAUAGCUCUCUGUUAUCCUCAUGUUUAUCAUUGCUGUGAUAUAUAGGAAUUACUCUAUUUGUAUUUAUAAUCUGCGGUACUGCAAAAAAAUGUGUAAUAAAGUUACUUUUUAUAUUGA